AUGGACUUCGAGGUCCGGGUACUUUUAGGUUCUGUGAUAAUUUUACAAGGUACAUCUGUGGAAUCCAGUCACCAUUUAUCACAUUCCAACUCCAACACCACUGCUUUAGAGCAUCUAGCACGGAAUCCGGUGUAUGCUAGAUUUCAGGAGGUUAUAGAUGCUGGCAAUGAAACCACAGUUGCUGGGAUCGUACUUGGGAUUCUGUUCACCUUGGGAAUUAUUGUAGCCACGGGAAUUUGUAUCGUCAUAUUUUGCUGUAAAUCCAAAAGUGGCGGUAGUCGCCUGGUGAGCCACACUGACAAUAAUGUUAGUCCUACCUCCACCACAGUGUUUAUCAGCAAUAGUAAUCCAUUAAGCCCAGGCAGUUCUCCAGUUCAUAUUCAGGGUCCGCCCCCGUACCAAUCCUUGUAUCCAGGGACGCCACCACACAUCACCACCCGGCCACAGUCCUUACCCAAUUCACCACCACCCGCGUAUUCAGAAACUUAGAAAUUAAACUACAGUCAA
Ostrea edulis (European flat oyster) is the source of this 507-nucleotide messenger RNA. Its product is annotated as cysteine and tyrosine-rich protein 1-like. Bases 1 to 489 code for a protein of 162 amino acids. The transcript is spliced from 5 exons. The record is from RefSeq and is a predicted model, not a curated record. NCBI's taxonomy places the organism in Eukaryota, Metazoa, Mollusca, Bivalvia, Ostreida, Ostreidae.